Diplodia corticola is the source of this 2205-nucleotide messenger RNA. RefSeq names its product heterokaryon incompatibility protein. The transcript is spliced from 3 exons. NCBI's taxonomy places the organism in Eukaryota, Fungi, Ascomycota, Dothideomycetes, Botryosphaeriales, Botryosphaeriaceae. Bases 1 to 2205 code for a protein of 734 amino acids. The record is from RefSeq and is a predicted model, not a curated record.
AUGGGAAAGCGUAACAGAAAGUCAAAAAGGAAAGGAAAGAAUCGAAUGCUCCACGUGGAUAUAAACUCGGAUGAAUGGUAUGAAGCAGGAAAUUCAGGCUUCAGGUCUAAUGGGGUGUGUGACGCAAUCGGGUCUCAAAACAAUGAUUCUGGUCCCCUGUGCAAGCUUUGCUCAUCUACCUUCUCAUCACCAAAAGAGGGCUGGCCUGACGAUGGUGACGUGCACUGGAGCAAGAUUCACCCGCACCAGGCAACGCUGGCUGGACUUCUCCGAGCCAAGAAUGAAGGAUGCUACGUUUGCAGCAUACUUUACCAGGAGCUGAGGGUGUCAAACAGGCUGAAAGAAUACAGGUCGGUUUUCUACAGGAUUGAAGUGACGGAUUUCGAUGUUGAAAGCAUUCUGUACGGCCACUUUUCUACCGAUGAGAUACCAGAGGAGAGCGCAUCGUCAUCCAGAGCUUGGGAGGACAUUGUGAGGCUGGGAUUUUACAAGUGCGACAGAGGCUUUCCAGAGAGCCUCAUAUGCAACCAGCUGAGUGAGAGCACCAAGACAGAAGAAAGUCUCGUGGCUGCCUCGGAAUGGCUUCACGCAUGCAGACAGAAAGACGAAGAUCACUCCAUGUGCACCGUUCGCCGCAACCACAAUCCCACGCUACCUACAAGGCUGGUCUACUGCGGGAGCGACGUGGACCCGCCAAGAGUCUGUGAGAGCGCAACACUGCCGCCAUGCACCGAAUACCUUACCUUGAGCCAUUGCUGGGGAACGAAGCCCAUAUUUUCGCUGACCGUCGAGAAUGAGGAACGGCUUAAAGCAGAACUGCCCAAGGGAAAACUGACCAGGAGCUUUCUCGAUGCCAUCUUCGUCACUCGCGCUCUGAAAUUCGAAUACAUCUGGAUAGACUCGCUGUGCAUCAUCCAAGACUCUCACGAGGACUGGGCUGCCGAAUCAGUCACCAUGGGAAGCGUCUACGCAAACGCGGUGCUCAACAUCGCCGCUACCGGGGUAGCCAGUGGAGAGAAGGGGUUUUUUGCCACCAGAGAUGCAGCCAUAUUGCCUCCGCUCAAGCUUGGUCUGAAUCUUGGUCAGCCCUGGCCGGACUACGACAUCGUUUUGAAAGGAGAGUAUUGGCUGCACAAAAGGACGUUCGACGACGACGUUGACAAAGCCCCGCUGAACACCCGUGGCUGGGUACUGCAAGAGCGCAUACUCUCGCCAAGGAUUUUGCACUUUGGAAGUAACCAGAUAUACUGGGAGUGUCCGUCCUUGGUCGCGUGCGAGGUGUUUCCCCGUGGUUUCCCUACCGACGUAGAAUUCAUACGCAAGGGAAUCCGGUCUCCUGCCUUUGAAAAAUACGCCAGCCAAGCCAAGGGGGAGAUCUACGGGCAAUGGCGGGGCGCAGUCCAAUCCUACUCAAGCCGAGCCUUCACCAAGCGUCGCGACAGAUUUCGUGCGAUUUGGGGGAUUGCUUCCGAGAUGGGCGCUCUCCUCGAAGACGACUAUGUGGCCGGGUUGUGGAAAGGGGAUCUCUUGCGCGAGCUCCUUUGGAUCGUCCAUCAGGAAAACGAAUGGCCAAACCGAGUCAUCCGUCUGAGUCUUGAAUACGAGGCACCGACGUGGUCAUGGCUAUCGCUCAACGCAAGAUUGUCGUACACACACACUUCGCCUACUGGAGAUUACGAUGAGUUUCAUGCCGAACUCCUCGAUGUUCAGGUCACUUCGCUUGACACGACCGGCUACGGCCCUUUUUCUGAUGGACACAUUCUAGCAAAGGGACCGGUGAAAAAGGUGACAGCCGGCGGAUUUUCAGACGGUUAUGGGUGGUUUCUACUUGACCAGUCCGUCGCACUGGAAAUAAUGUCGGAUUUUGACUUCGAUGCUCCUUGGCGCCAUACGACUUCCCGUUGCAUCUUGACACAACUCCCUACCGAUGAGCUCGAGAUGAGUUUUGACUGGGGAUUCCUCCCGCGCCAUGCACUCUACCUUUUUCCCAUCAGGUCCGGAUUGGAUCAUCUCGAUGAGGUGGAACUCCAAGGCCUUCUUCUUGCUCCAACUUCUCGAGCACAUGGCGAAUACCACCGCAUUGGAGUGUUCACCGUGGGGUCCAAAUUGGACCAACAGCUGAUCUUGGGUCCUACAGAGAGUCUAGGUGAGCAUGAGUACGAGAAGGAUCAUGGUGGUGGACAGUAUUCCAUCAAGAUUGUUUAG